UCACAAAAAACCCAAGUACAGUUAGAAGUGUAAACUUCCAAGGAACCCCAAGUCAUGGGUUCUAAAUUUGCAGCUAUGCUUUUCAUCUUCAUGAUCUUCAUGGCAAUAUCCUUGCCACCCAUUUAUGCUUGCACUCCUUGCACUAAACCACACCCACCAUCAUACCCUCACCCUCCAACCCGCCCAACCCGCCCAACCCGCCCUAUAGUUCCUCACCCAAAACCACCAACCACGAAGCAUCCACCGCAUCAUAGAGGCCACUCACCUUCCAAGAAACCACCAUUGCCACCAGUAGUGCUACCGCCAAUUAUAAUAAAUCCCCCGCCAGUGAUAACACCACCUAUAACAAACCCUCCUGUGAUAACACCACCACCUUCUUCAAGCUACCCUCCAUAUCCACCUCGUUCUGGUGGUCCUCCAUUUGGCGGAGGUGGUGGUGGUGGAGGAGGAGGAGGUGGUGGAGGAGGAGGAGGCGGUGGUGGAGGUGGAGGUGGCGGAGGUGGCAGCAUUCCAGGGGUUAAUCCUCCUCCAACAACCCAACCAACUUGUCCAAUCAAUGCAUUAAAACUAGGGGCUUGCGUUGAUGUGCUAGGAGGCUUGGUGCACGUUGGAUUAGGGAACCCAGUUGAGAAUGUUUGCUGUCCUGUGCUUAAAGGAUUGCUAGAGCUUGAAGCAGCUAUUUGUCUUUGCACUAGUAUAAGGCUUAAGCUCCUUAACCUCACCAUUUUCAUUCCUCUAGCUCUUCAAGUGCUGAUAACUUGUGGACAGACCCCCCCUCCUGGUUUUGUAUGCCCACCUCUGUGAAAUUAGUGUAGUUGGUCAUUGUAAAAUAAGGUCAUUUCAGGAUUGUGAGGUAAAAUGGUCCUGAAUUGUUCUGUGUUUAGGUUUCUGCA
This is a messenger RNA of Populus euphratica (Euphrates poplar), 893 nucleotides long. Its product is annotated as 36.4 kDa proline-rich protein. The transcript has a single exon. Bases 55 to 804 code for a protein of 249 amino acids. NCBI's taxonomy places the organism in Eukaryota, Viridiplantae, Streptophyta, Magnoliopsida, Malpighiales, Salicaceae. The record is from RefSeq and is a predicted model, not a curated record.